This is a messenger RNA of Sturnus vulgaris (Common starling), 1278 nucleotides long. The record is from RefSeq and is a predicted model, not a curated record. Lineage: Eukaryota; Metazoa; Chordata; Aves; Passeriformes; Sturnidae.
AUGGUCAGUUUUGACAUUGAAGGCAUCAUCACCCACUCUCAUAAGGAACAAAGCACAGCCACCACCACCUCCGACGCUGGCAGCAAGGAGGGGAAAUACGUUAAUGGUGCAGAUGUGCGCAGGCUAUUCGAGGCGUUUGGCAACAUUGAGGAGUGCACGAUCCUUCGGGGACCCGAUGGCAACAGCAAAGGGUGUGCAUUUGUGAAAUACUCUUCACAUGCAGAGGCCCAAGCUGCCAUCAAUGCCUUGCAUGGCAGCCAGACGAUGCCGGGAGCCUCUUCAAGCCUGGUGGUGAAGUUUGCGGACACGGACAAGGAGCGUACAAUGCGGCGCAUGCAGCAAAUGGCAGGACAAAUGGGCAUGUUCAACCCCAUGGCCAUCCAGUUUGGAGCCUAUGGAGCCUAUGCACAGGCACUGAUGCAGCAGCAAGCGGCGAUCAUGGCCUCGGUGGCGCAGGGCGGAUACCUGAACCCCAUGGCAGCCUUUGCCGCGGCCCAGAUGCAGCAGAUGGCGGCUCUGAACAUGAACGGCCUGGCAGCCGCCCCCAUGACUCCAACCUCAGGUGGAAGCACGCCUCCUGGCAUAACUGCACCAGCUGUGCCUAGCAUCCCAUCUCCAAUUGGGGUGAAUGGUUUCACUGGCCUCCCGCCGCAGGCUAAUGGGCAGCCAGCCGCCGAAGCCGUGUUUGCUAAUGGCAUUCACCCUUACCCAGCACAGAGCCCCACUGCAGCAGACCCCUUGCAGCAAGCCUACGCUGGAGUGCAGCAGUACGCAGCUGCUUAUCCUGCUGCUUAUGGCCAGAUUAGCCAAGCGUUUCCACAGCCACCUCCCAUGAUCCCACAGCAACAGAGAGAAGGACCAGAGGGCUGUAACCUGUUUAUCUACCAUCUGCCCCAGGAGUUUGGGGAUGCUGAGCUGAUGCAGAUGUUCCUGCCUUUCGGUAAUGUCAUCUCCUCGAAAGUGUUUGUGGAUCGGGCGACAAACCAAAGUAAAUGCUUUGGUUUUGUGAGUUUUGACAAUCCUGCCAGUGCCCAAGCUGCUAUCCAGGCCAUGAAUGGAUUCCAGAUUGGCAUGAAGAGGCUGAAGGUGCAGCUGAAGAGGCCAAAGGAUGCUAAUCGUCCCUACUGAAGGGUUGUGGGAACCACUGGAUACAAAGCACUAGCACAGGUAACUGCAUGGGGAAGGGGGUGUCAGCUACACCUGUAGCGUCUCUCUGUGUUGUAGACCCUCAAGGAGAUUCAGCUCUGUGACUUUCUAUCUUCUGCCUUUUUGACUCUG